Messenger RNA from Didymella exigua CBS 183.55, 831 nucleotides. RefSeq lists its product as uncharacterized. The record is from RefSeq and is a predicted model, not a curated record. Lineage: Eukaryota; Fungi; Ascomycota; Dothideomycetes; Pleosporales; Didymellaceae. The coding region runs from base 164 to 649 and encodes 161 amino acids. The transcript is spliced from 2 exons.
CAAACGCUGCGCUGCAUUUCCGCGUGGUCCUGCAAGCCAUGCAUGCACGCCUCUGAGCACAAGCGCUGUACUGCAAUUUCUUCGGCUGCAAUGCAAGCUCUCACAUGCCGCUGGCGACAGCCAAUCGAUACCCAUCGGAGCCUUUUGUGUGGCGUAUCAUACGAUGGCGGGAAGCGUUGUUAAGGAGUGUAGGGUUGGUCACAAGUUACAAGCAUGGCAGGAGCUUCCAUGGGAUACAUUGUUGUUUGUUGAAGCUGCACUUGCUGCACUCGUCCACUCUGGUGGCGCAAUAUCUUUCCCACUCUUCCAACCUACAAAACCAUCUGGACCUUGUCUUGUGCAACCAAUCCAUGCAGUUGCCCACGCGAGUCUCGACGUUCCUACUAUAUUGAUUUUUGGAGCCGUAUGUACGCACGAAAGCCUCUGCGCCAUGAACAGCUGUUGCAGCCGAGCAUACCAAUACUUACAGCUAUGCCGUCACGACAUGCACACGAACGCGUCACGUGCCCUUGCCAUAACGGCCUGCGAAGCGAAGGAGCCCUACUCGAGGCGACGAUUGAAUCACUAUACCAUGCGUACUUCGCCCUUGAAGAGGCUCCGCACAAGAUGGAGAGCUGAGGGAGUUGCUCAAACGCAAUCGCACCCAUAGCAUUAUCACAGAACCCGGGGAACACCGGAGGACCGAUCCUGGUAGCUCAAAGUUCUGCUCGACGCCACCAGUCGCUCCAGCCCUCGCAUAAGCCAGAUGUGGGUAUCACAUUGCUUUUUCUCAAUGCCCUCAUCGCCUCUUGGAUCAGGCCACGGCUUGUCCACUCUGUAUCGUCUCGUCCA